CCUGUUUCCGUUGCUCUCAAAUUGCUGAAUCGCUGAAAUGCCCUCGAGUCCCUAGCGGAAUUUCGACCUCUUUGCUCGAUAUUGAUUUAUCUAUCCAGCGCUCAAGCUUGAUCCUCUCAUUUCUCUCUUUAUUCAUGAUCCAUGCAUUCUAUCUGGGGUUCUUCAAUUCUGUUUGCUCGUCUUUUUACCUCAUAAACCGGUGUUUCAAUAUUGGGUUGGUUAUGGUACUGCCUCAACUUUUGUGGUGACUGUACUUUUCCUUCACGAUUGAAUUUUAAGGCUAGGACAUAAAAAUCUUGCUCCGGUGAUUCGUGCUAACGAUUCCAGCUUUUUCCUUUUGGAGCUGGGGUGACAGGCUUCUCAUUCUCGCCAGAAUAGAAAAAGGUAGCGAAGGGUCGGUGGGAGGUUGGGGGUUGAGCCUGCAAGGUUUGUUUUAAACUGUAGUUAUCACUAUGUUGGAUGCGACUAGAAGCGGGUUUAAUAUCUCAUGCCGCUCUCUUCACCUAGCUGAAUGGCAUCCUUUUCAAUAACACCGUUGAACAGGGCCUAAAGCCCUUUCCUUGCUCUGAAAUAAGGAUCUGCCGAGAAUUUAGCUAUUGGGUAUUUGCUUUGGCCAUUUGAGAUUUUCAAUUAAUAAAGUUUGUUCAGCUGAGAAUACGUCGACGGCUUGCAGUUCUAACCUCCAGAUUUUCAAUAGGAGUUUUCUUUUGCUGAGAUGGAUUUUUGUAAUUGCUUCGGGUUCAUCCGAAAAUCUAAACAGCAGAGUGCUAAGUUUGGUAUCAAUAAUAAUCUCUCUCAGGAGCUAUUGUUGGAUGAAGACAUUGAAGACGAGGGUGGCUCAUAUGAUGGUGAGGUUACUAACAUCAGCAGUGGAGAUGAUGGCGAAGUGCAAAUUCAUGCCAACCGGUCUGAGGAUAUUUUGAAACUGAGAGCACAGAGUGACAUGAUUUGUAGGCAAUUUCCUGUGAAGGAAACUCACAAAGUUGUUCGUACAGAGGAUGAAAAUGGAAACAAGAUGAUAAAUGAGUAUGUUCGUGAAUAUAGGAUAGGUGCUGGUAGCUAUGGGAAAGUGGUUUUAUAUCGAAGUUCUGUUGAUGGUAAGCACUAUGCAAUAAAGGUCUUUCACAAGUCUCAUUUACUGAAGCUUCGAGUUGCUCCCUCAGAGACUGCCAUGACAGAUGUUCUGCGUGAGGUACUCAUCAUGAAAAUGCUGGAACAUCCUAAUAUAGUCAAUCUCAUUGAGGUGAUUGAUGACCCAGAGUCAGAUCACUUUUACAUGGUACUUGAAUAUGUGGAAGGCAAAUGGGUCUGUGAGGGUACAGGACCUCUUUGUCGCUUAGGUGAGGAGACUGCUAGGAGAUACGUGCGUGACAUUGUUUCAGGAUUAACGUAUCUACAUGCUCAUAAUAUUGUGCAUGGGGAUAUUAAACCUGAUAAUCUGUUGGUUACUCGCCAUGGUACGGUGAAGAUAGGGGAUUUCAGUGUCAGCCAGGCAUUUGAGGAUGAUAAUGAUGAACUCCGUCGGUCCCCUGGCACUCCUGUUUUCACUGCACCAGAAUGUUGUUUGGGUCUUACCUAUCAUGGCAAAGCUGCAGACACAUGGGCAGUAGGAGUUACUUUGUACUGUAUGAUACUGGGUGAAUAUCCAUUUCUUGGUGAUACUCUUCAAGAUACUUACGAUAAAAUAGUGAAUAACCCUUUAGUGCUUCCAGAUAGUUUGAACAUGCAAUUGAAGAACUUGCUAGAAGGACUGCUUUGCAAAGAUCCAAAACUAAGGUUGACAUUAGGUGAUGUUGCGAAGCAUAGCUGGGUUAUAGGAGACUAUGGUCCAAUUCCUGAGUACUUGUGUUGCUGUAAACGCAAGAGCUUGGAGAGGAGAGACUUAGAUAGGAGCAAUAUACUUGCUUGACCUCUACAUGAUUAUAUUAGGUUGGUUUUAAAUUAAUUAUUGUGGAAGAAGAAGCCCAGAUGUACUUUCCCAUUUUGAUCCCCUGUGGAGAUAUGAGUAAGGUGGUCUUGAUGAGACUCUUGGGAAACUGUAGAAAGCAAUGGUGUCGUUCUUGUGAUUGAGUAGGGAGAAAAUGACUUGCUCCUUUUUCUUUGUGGAAGAGUUUGGCAUGUGGGAAUGUGUGAAUUUCCCAUGGUUGGUCACAAAAACCUUGUAUCCCUUAAGUAUCGGGCGUAACUAAUGCUUUCCAGCAUGGAGUCUUGUUUUAUGCGGUGCUUCAAAGAGCUUGGUCUAUCCGAUUGUUUAACUUUGGUCUCCAUUAUCGAAGAUAUAUGUUCUGC
Neltuma alba is the source of this 2289-nucleotide messenger RNA. Its product is annotated as serine/threonine-protein kinase GRIK2. Gene Ontology annotation, cellular component: cytoplasm. Gene Ontology annotation, biological process: protein phosphorylation; intracellular signal transduction. The record is from RefSeq and is a predicted model, not a curated record. Gene Ontology annotation, molecular function: protein serine/threonine kinase activity; ATP binding. The coding region runs from base 716 to 1909 and encodes 397 amino acids. NCBI's taxonomy places the organism in Eukaryota, Viridiplantae, Streptophyta, Magnoliopsida, Fabales, Fabaceae. The transcript is spliced from 14 exons.